Messenger RNA from Prorocentrum cordatum, 6754 nucleotides. Lineage: Eukaryota; Dinophyceae; Prorocentrales; Prorocentraceae. The record is from the annotation of a GenBank genome assembly.
CGAGGAGUGGACGUCCGAACGAUGGCGAGUGGUCGUGGCGUGAUCGACGGCCCCGAGUCAAGCACCUGCGGGUCGGUCUGGGAGGUCGGCGCGGCCGUCGCAGCGGCCGCAGAUCGGGGCAGGGUGCUUGGCAAGGAGCGGCAUGCCGCUGCUCAGCGCCCCAUCGUUCUGCGAUGUAGGCGUGGCUCGCAGUUCACCCUGCAGCGACAGGAAGCUGCCGUUGUGUGUCCGGCAUGGGCAGUCCUGCUGUCUUGGGCUGCGGGCCGAUCCAGGUGGGGCCGUACGUCCUGAAGCGGUUCCUCCACUAUCUGAACGAGUGCGACGCGGACGACGGCCAGGGGGAGUGCGACGUGCGGAUGGGCCUGCUUUGGAUCGGGCUGCUGAUCGGCAGCAACCUGUUGCAGACCGCCAUCCUGCACCAGUACUUCCACCGGGCGUUCCGCACGGGCAUGCGCCUCAACUGCGCGUCCAUCUCUCUCAUCUACGCCAAGUCCCUGCGCAUCGCGGGGCCCGGCCGGGGCGAGGGCAACGCCAGCCAGGGUCAGCAGCAGGGACAGCAGCGCACGUCUGGGGAGAUCGUGAACCUCAUGUCGGUGGACAGCCAGCGGCUCCAGGACACGAUGACGUACCUGCACACGCUGUGGAGCGGCCCGUACCAGAUCACCAUCACGCUGGUCUUCCUGGCCUACGUCGUGCACUGGGCUACGCUGGCCGGCCUCGCCGUGAUGCUGCUGCAGAUCCCGGUCGUCACGCUGAUCUCGCGCCCAUCAAGCUGGCCCAGAAGAAGCUCAUGAAGAUCAAGGACGAGCGCAUCAAGGUCACGAAUGAGCUCUUCGGGUCCAUAAAGCUGCUGAAGAUGUAUGGCUGGGAGGAGUCUUUUGGAGUCAAGCUGGACAGCAUCCGGGAGGCCGAGCUGAAGCAGCUGCGCAAGUACCAGAUCCUCAAUAUAGUCAGCAGUGCCAUCUGGAGCACGGCUCCCAUUCUGACCGGAGUGGCGACCUUCGGAGUCUACACGGCGCUCUACGGCGAUCUAAACGCUGCGACCGCCUUCACGGCGUUGUCACUGUUCAACGUGCUGCGCUUCCCCCUCACGAUGUUUCCGAACAUGGUAACGUCGGCAGUAGAGGCCACGAUCGCGCUGCAGCGCAUCACGGACUUCCUGUGCUCCCCGGAAAUCGGCGGCCGGGCGGCCCCGCCAGAGAUCCAGUGGCAGCCGCAGGAGGGCGGCCAGGGCCCAGUGGCGGUGCGCAUCUCGCAGGUAAGCCUGGCGUGGCCCGGGGGCGUUCCCCUCCUGAGCGACCUGAGCCUCGUGGUGCCCGCGCCCCUCCCCACGGGCGAGCGGGCCCACCUCACCGUGGUCCUGGGCGCCGUCGGCACGGGGAAGUCCGGGCUGCUGCAGGCCCUCAUCGGCGACCUCGGCCCGCAGUCCGGGACCGUGGCCGUGGUCGGGUCGAUCGCCUACGCCUCGCAGGUCUCCUGGAUCCGCAACACGUCGGUCAAGGACAACAUCCUGUUCAACAGCCCGUUCAGUGAGGAACGCUACAGGGCGGUGCUCGAGGGCUGCGCCCUGCUCCCCGACCUGGAGGCCCUCCCCAACGGCGAGGACACCGAGAUCGGGGAGAAGGGCGUCAACCUGUCGGGCGGGCAGAAGCAGCGCGUCUCGCUGGCGCGCGCGCUGUACGCCGCGCCCCAUCUGCUGCUCCUCGACGACCCGCUGAGCGCAGUGGACGCCGAGGUCGCCCAGAAGCUCUUGCGCACGCUGCGCGGGCCGCUGGUGCGGGGCUCCUCCAUCGUCCUCUGCACGAACUACGUCGGCGCCGUCGCCCACGCCGACCAGGUCCUGCUGCUCGAGCGCCCCGACCCCGCGCGGGGCAGCGUGGCCGCCUUCUGCGGCCCGCCGGCGGAGUUCCGGCAGAGGUACCCUGACGUGUCAGGGGCGCACGACGGCCUGCAGCGCCAGCUGUCUGGGGCGCCCUGCGAGCUGGUGGAGGGCGACGGCGGGGAGAAGAAGAAGGACUCCGGCCGGCUGGUGGAGCGGGAGGCGGAGCGGGUGGGGUCGGUGCCAUGGGGCGUGUACAGGGCGUACCUCGGCGCGGGGGGCGGCCUCUGCUUGACCGCCGCGGUCAUCCUCGGGAUGAUCCUCGGGCAGGGCGUGCAGACCUGUGCGGACAGCUGGGUCUCGUUCUGGUCCGACCACAGCAGGGGGGACGCCCAGCCGCAUGUGUCGAGUGAGGCCGGGCUGCUGGGCUACGUGGUCCUGAGCUUCACCGCCUUCUUCGGGAUUUUCGCGACCAGUUCGCUCUUCAGGCUCACGGCGCUGAACGCCGCGCGGUCCUUCCACCGCCAGCUGCUGGAGAAGAUGCUGCAGUUGCCCAUGUCCUUCUACGACACGACGCCCCUGGGGCGCGUCCUCAACCGCUUCUCCAAGGACGUGUACACUGUCGACGAGCAGCUUCAAGGCGUCCUCUACAUGUACAUGACAACGCUCGCGCGGGUCACCGCUACUGUGGUGGUGAUAGCUGUGGCAACGCCCUGGUUCAUUGCGGUAGUCGUGCCGCUGUUGUGCCUCUACCGUGCGGUGCAGAAUUACUACGUGCCGUCGUCCAGGCAGCUCAAGCGCAUCGAGUCCACACUGCGCUCCCCCAUCUUCUCCCACUUCACCGAGAGUCUGGAGGGCGUCUCUUCUAUCCGGGCCUUUGGCCAGCAGGCCCAGUUCCUCGAAGAGAACGCCGAGCGCCUGCGGCGCCAGAUGCGGGCCUACUACAACAACGUGUCCUCCAACAGGUGGCUGGCCGUCCGCCUGGAGACGCUCGGGACCACCAUCGUCGGCGCCGCCGGGCUGCUUGCGGUGGAGAGCCGCCACACCAUCAGCGCCGGCCUCGCCGGGCUGUCCAUCUCGUAUGGGCUGUCCGUCACGCAGUCCCUGAACUGGGUCGUGCGCAUGACCUCCGACCGUGAGACGGCGAUCGUCUCCGUGGAGCGCAUCCGGGAGUACAUCCUCCUCAGCCCCGAGCCGCCGCGCCGGUGCCCACGCACGGACCCACCGCCCGGGGCGUGGCCCACCGCCGGUGCCAUCGAGUUCCAGGACCUCAAGCUUCGGUACCGGCCCAGCCUGCCGCUGGUGUUGCAGGGCUUCUCGCUGCGCGUGGGGGCCCGGGAGAAGCUGGGCAUCUGCGGCAGGACCGGCGCCGGGAAGUCCUCCAUCCUCAACGUGCUGCUGCGCCUGGUGGAGCCCGAGGAGGGCCGGACCAUGAUCGACGGCGUAGACAUCGCCACGCUGGGCCUGCACCGGCUCCGCCUCAGCAUCACCAUCAUCCCGCAGGACCCCGUCCUCUUCACGGGGGCGCUCCGCUUCAACCUGGACCCCCUCGGCCAGCACAGCGACGGCGCGCUCUGGACGGCCCUGCGGCGGUCGCAUCUGGAGGCGCACGUGCAGACGCUGGGCGGGGAGGCGCAGGGCAGCGGCGUCCCGCGGGACGAGGCGGCCUGCCUGAGCUCGCUCGUCGCGGAGCAGGGUGCCAACUUCUCGCUGGGCCAGAGGCAGCAGAUGUGCCUCGCGCGCGCUCUGCUCUGCUCGAACAAGAUCCUGCUGCUCGACGAGGCCACCUCCGCGGUGGACCAGGAGACCGACCGGCGGAUCCAGGACACCAUCCGCGAGGAGUUCGCGGAGCACACGGUGCUGUGCAUCGGCGAGACCGGCCUGCCGGGAGACCUGCUGGAGGAGUCCGUGGCCCUCCAGCUGUCCCUGCGGGGGGUCGACCUCGGCCGGCUUGGGGCCGCCACGGGGCCCGAGGUCCUCGCCGAGCUCAAGGCGGAGUACGACAAGGAGAUGGAGGAGGCGCUGCGCGUCGCGGAGGAGGCCCAGAAGGAGGAGGACCGCUUGAGGCUGGACGCGAUCGCCGCCGACUUGCGGGCGGCGAUCGCGAUGGCCAGCGAGGCUAGGACGCCUUCUUCUCGGAGCUGCAGAGGCGCGAGGCGGAGCAGCAAGGGCGUCCAGCAGCCGACGACGGGCAUCCAGCCGACGACUGGCGUCCAGCAGCAGCCGACGGGCAUCCAGCAGCAGCCGACGGGCGCCCAGCAGCCGACGACGGGCAUCCAGCAACCGCCGACGACGGGCAUCCAGCACCAGCCGACGGAGGGCGCCCAGCAGCCGACGGGCGUCCAGCAGCAGCCGACGAUGGGCAUCCAGCAACAGCCGACGGGCGUCCAGCAGCAGCCGACGGAGGGCGUCCAGCAACAGCCGACGACGGGCGACCAGCAGCAGCCGACGGGGGUCCAGCAACCGACGGGCGACCAGCAGCAACCGACGGGCGUCCAGCAGCCGACAGGUGCCUCGCAGACCGCGGGCUCCGUGGGGAUGCUGGGCGUGGCCGGUCAUCCCUGCCCGUGGCAGGGGCAGUCGGGCUUGCAGCAGCUCGGCGGCGCGCAGAACCUGUUCGCCAUCCCUCACGAGUGGCAGCAGGCGGGCCUCUUCCGCAACACCAGCCGCGACGUGCCAGGCGAUGAGCCUGCAGAUUCAUUCUCGCAGGAUGACCAGGCGAGGCUGGCGGGCACCUUGACGAAAGAUGAGCUGGUCAAUCAGCUGUCCCAGGGUAUGAUCAUGCUCGAGCAGGAAAACCCGAAUGAGGAGAUCGACGCCGUCGAGCAGAAGUUUUCCAACUUCUACCAGGGCAACCUGAUGUGCCAGCUACGCCAACACCGACCCGACGCUAUGCCAGAGGACAACAGCGAGGUCGCGACGACGGAGGAGGAGUUGAUGUGGAGGCACUUGCAGUCCAAGGGUUUCCUAUUCGGAACCGCGAAGGGAGCUGGCAACCCGAUAGCGGGUCGCUGGCAGCGGGCGCUGGACAGGGACCCCGAGCUCCACGCGGCUUACAUCAGGGAGGCUGGCUACACGAACAAAGCUGCCUUCCGCCAGAGGUGGGCCGAGGGAGAGUUCAAGAAGUGGGAGAGGAUGCACGAGAUGAAGAUUGCCACGACGAACUCGAAGAAGGAGAAAUUGAAAGGCGAACACCUCUCCCUUGGCCGCAUUGCCUGGAAAUUCGGCGGGGGGGGGACUGGGAAGAAGCUCGCGAUCCGUUACUGCACGAAGGCAGUGAUGAUGGGGGGGAAGUGGACGAAGUGGUGCAAGAUGACAUCGUCCCUCCUCAUUCUCUUCGUGACCCACGAGCUGUCCGACAAGUACGAGAAGGCCUGGCAUGAGUUCGAGACUUGGACGAGGCAGCCGUCGCAGACGCCUGGCGCCUUGUCGAAUAUCAGCUCGGGCGCUGCUGCCGCGGCUGGUGGGGUCGUGCCCGGCGGCGCGGGCCCGAGCGCCGCAGCCGCGGCCACCGCCGCGGGCGCGGCCGCCGCAGCCACGCCCGUCGCCCAGACCCCGCCCCCGCAGGAGAUGAGCCCAUUGGGAGCCACUCCCCCGCCAGUGACGCCCCCUCAUGAGCCGCAGGCUGCUGCCCAGGGCCAGCGCGGCAAGAAGCGCACCGCGGCCAACAUCGGCAGCGGCGGUGGUGGCGACGGCGGCGGCAGCGGCUGCCGCUCCGAGCAGAAGAGGACCAAGGCGCCCCAGUGGAAGCUGGACUACGCCAAGGUCAAGACGAUGUACUCGGGUGUGAUGUCGCAGGUGAGCCUCCUCGACAACCUUAUCGAAAACGACUCUCGCUGGGCCUGGGCCAGCUCAGAGGGGAUCCGCGGGGCGAUGGACGUGGCCACCGCCGAGGAUGACGAGGAGCUCGAGCAGAAGAUCGUGGAGGUCCUGCAGCGCCACAUCGAUGACACGGACGCGCUGGAGUACUCGGAGGACAUGGGCGAUUCCGCGGACACCGACCUCUACGGCGAGAAGGUGCUCAGAGCCUUGGCCUCCGCGAAUGAGAAGCAGUGGAAGCUCGCCAGCCAGGCAGUCUACCGCGUGUCCUUGGCCGAGGGGUCCGCGUCCUUGGUCCCCGACUACGCCGAGAAGCCCGAAGACGACCCGUCCAUGGAUGGCAGCGCCGAGGUCACGGUGAAGUGGAAGGACGGGCACGCGAAGCAGAUCCCUGGGCUGACGUUCGCGAAGCUCCGCACUUGGUACGCGUCGGCCAAAGGCGGUGGCAAAGGCAAGGGCAAGGGCAAGGGCAGGGACAGCUCCGAUAACAAGCUCAUGGAGGCUAAGCACACGAGCACUGGCAUGCUGGUGCAGCUGGCGAGGUACUCGAGGCUUGGGAAGAAAUUCUUCGCCAUCUGGGAAGAGGUUUCCUACGCGAAGAGGCCGAAGAUGGUCAUGCAGAUGGCCGAGAUUGAAGACUGCGACGGUCAGAUCGCCUUCCUGAAGGAGCAGACGAGCCAGCACGUGCAAGGCAAGACCGAGAAGGACAAGAUGGAGGUGGCCAAGAAGGAGUUCGCCGACAAGAAUGCGAAGGACGAGAGGGCUGCUGCUGCGCUGAUGAGGAGGCCAGCCGCGGCGCAGGGCGCCAAGCAGACGAAGGCACCCGCAAAGGACAAGGCGCGCGAGGAGAAGGACAAGGCCCGCGGCGGCGGCGCCUACCUCGAGGACGCCAUCGCCAAAGAAGCCGAGCCGCAGUCUCCGUCGGAGACCAAGUCGCUGGUCGAGCCAGUGUCGGGCGACAAGGUCAGCCAGCCAUUGGUGCCAGCGGUGACUGGGGUAGGGGUCAAACCGACGAAUCCGAUGCCGACAGCGGCGACCGCGCCGCCGACCGAGAAGAAGCAUGAGCAGGGUGGCGACUCGACGGAGAUCCCCCUUGGCCUGUUUGACAUGUUCUGA